Messenger RNA from Insectozyma verbasci, 714 nucleotides. The record is from the annotation of a GenBank genome assembly. Lineage: Eukaryota; Fungi; Ascomycota; Pichiomycetes; Serinales; Debaryomycetaceae.
AUGUCUUUGAAUCAAUUUUAUCAUGAUCUAAAGUUUAAAUUUGAUAUUCAUAGGAUAGAAUCAAGAUUAAAACAUUAUAGUCUCAAUGAUAAUCCAAGAAUUAUAAAAGAAAAACAACAAGAUCAAUCAUUGAUUAGUUUACGAACAUAUCCAAAAGAAAAAUAUAAAGAUCUGUCAAACUUUCUUAAAAAUUCAUCUACUUUACAACAAGAUUAUUUAUUAUUGGAAGAAGUAACUAGAACAAUAAGGGAUCAAGAAAUUAUAAGAGACCAAACUAGAGAUUUAAAUGAAGAAAAUUUAUUUUCAACUUUUCAAAUUGAUUUAAAUGUAGAAAUAAGCAAUGAUGAGAAUGUAAAUGAUCAAGAUGAAGAAGAUGAAAAGCCAAAGAAUAAAUUAUAUGAUUUUUUUGUUUCCAAUAUGAAUAAAUUAAAAGGUGGUACCACGGAAAAAGAAACUACACCAUUAGUUGAAGAAAAAGUACAAGAACCACCUGUUAAAGAACCUCCACAAAUUUGGAAAAUGGUAUUAAAUGAUGUUUCUUUAUCUGCUGCUAGAUUAUCAACUGGUUCAAGUUCAAUUCCAAUCAUCAAUAAUACAAAUAUUCGUGGUGAUUUUACAAGAAAUAAUACACCAACAAGUAACGAAAUAAAUAAUGAAAAUGAUGAUAUAUUUGCAAUUAAUUUACAACAAGCAAAGAAUAAGUAUUAUAAAUAG